UUAUUUUUCCACUGAUUUCGGUGUAGUCUGUAUUAUACAACGUAAUAUAUAAGCAGCUAGCUUUAAAGCAUAACCGUCUAAGUCUUUGCGGGGCUGAAAGAAGAUACAUAUCGCUGUCAGUCUGAGCUACAAUAGAAACAUGACCAAUACCAUUUCAACAAUUCUGGCCAUUUCCGGAGUGGCGUGUUUCUUUAUUGGAUCAGUCACAGCUAUGCCCAUCUUUAAAUCUUCGUUGGAAACUCUAAUCUAUCGGGCCAGCACAAAUUUCAUCGCUGGGAAACCGCUGACUGAAGAAUUGUUAAAACGAAAUUUUUCCAACAUAGGGAAAGAAAUAAGAGACGAGUUCAUUCCGUGGGGCAAGCAAGAUCCCACACUUCACGAAGGUGACAUUAAGCUUCAUGGGGACAAAAAUGCUAUCUUGGACACCAGCUACCGUUGGCCCAAAGCACAAAUUCCUUAUGAAAUCUCAGCUGAAUACACAAGCGAACAGCGUGCAACAAUCGCCUUUGCUAUGAGCGACUACCACGACAAUACGUGCAUCCGUUUCGUUCCUCGAACCUGCGAAAAGAAUUAUUUAACCCUUUUCAAAUCUGGAGGAGGUUGCUGGAGUUUCGUUGGCUUGCUUGACCAAGGAGCUCAAAAAGUAAGUCUCGAUGAUGGAUGUGUCAAGGAUUGGGCGCCAGGAGUAGUCACGCACGAACUAAUGCACGCCCUUGGAUUCUUCCACGAGCACACACGCCCAGAUCGUGACACCUACGUGAAGAUUAAUUUUGACAACAUUGAUCCAGAUCAAGCCCACAACUUCAACAAAAAAUCAGAAUCGGACGUGACAACUCUUGGACUUGUUUACGACUAUGGCUCUGUCAUGCAUUAUGACCAAUAUGGUUUUGCUAUCGACAACAAUAUUCCUACCAUGAUUCCACUUAUUGGGAACCCAACAUUGGGAAACUAUAAAGGAUUGACUUCGCUGGACAUCCAAAAAUUGAACGCACUAUAUUGCUCCGCAGCCAAUUAAACACUUGAAAGGGCGCGCGUGAGAAUAAUUUACAUCGGUCUGUUUCACAUACGAGUACCGCUUUUCUUUUUACAAUUCCCUCUAGCAGUUAUGAUAUUUCUAUGGUGAUCUAAAGGCCAGUUCUCUCCACAGCUAAAAUAACAGCCUUUAAAAGCACAUCUUUAAUACGAAGUCGUUUUUUUUUGUUUGCCUGGUGAUUGAUUGUCUCACAUUGUUUCAAUAAAGUUUGUUCAGCAUGAAAA
Daphnia pulex (common water flea) is the source of this 1257-nucleotide messenger RNA. Its product is annotated as astacin-like. Lineage: Eukaryota; Metazoa; Arthropoda; Branchiopoda; Diplostraca; Daphniidae. The transcript has 9 exons. The coding region runs from base 140 to 1015 and encodes 291 amino acids. Gene Ontology annotation, molecular function: zinc ion binding; metalloendopeptidase activity. Gene Ontology annotation, biological process: proteolysis. The record is from RefSeq and is a predicted model, not a curated record.